AUUUCAGUGCCUGGUAGUGAAGGUCCGCCAGUUAAUAUCAGUUCUUGGAUCAAAAUUAUUUCUGCUUGUUUCCAGAUUAGAAAAUUUCAGUCUAUCUUCUCUGCUUCUGAAGCUGAAGAGGUCCUUAUUGUGAUUAUUCGCUUCUUUUUAGCUCGCCAAGUCCAAGGAUUAUCAUUUAUUUUAGCAGAGUGCAUGCAAUCAAUAUUAAGUUUCUUUGCUGAGAAUGAAUGGGCUAUCAGCUGUGAGAAAGUUGCACAUGCUAUUGCUUAUAGCGUUCCCAAAGAUCUUAAUUCCUUAAGGGUUGUUGAAUGCAUUUCUGGAACAAGCAGUCGCCAUAACCAUCUCAGGGGUCGCAUUGCCAUCCACAUGCUAGGAAUAUUAUUUGAUAAAAAUGUUUCUGAUGGACAAGGAAUUAUGAAGUCUCUUGUAUCAGUAAAAUUGAAAGAUAAAAACACUGAUUUUUUCACUUUGUACAUCUAUUUAGUUCUAUCGGAGAAUUGGCUUUUAUCUUAUGAUUCAGGGGAACAAAGAUCUGAUAUUCUCAAUAUGUGGGCUAAAUUUCUCCGAGAUUGUUCUGGCAAUAUUUCAAGUACAGACUGGAGACUUUAUGCUGCAAAGGUCCGUAGUAAGGCGUCCUACCUUCUACAGAGUACUAUUAGUGAAAGAUGAGUUGCCAAGGUUUUUUUACUUUUAUAUUCUAUUUUGGGGUUACAAUUUUUUGAGAAUAUGUCAAUAUAGCUAAUCUUAACAGAGUUAGCAUUGGCUGAUUUAAUUAGUUAUCUUUCACUUGGAAGCCCUUGGUUGAUUAGUUCCUUUACGCAAUAUACAAAAGUGUAGUAUCAGCUUCUCUUAAUACUUCUCAUGACUCUAGUCUUUGAAGCCAUAUUGGACCCCUAAAGCUUCAAUUUUGU
This is a messenger RNA of Phalaenopsis equestris, 911 nucleotides long. RefSeq lists its product as uncharacterized. Lineage: Eukaryota; Viridiplantae; Streptophyta; Magnoliopsida; Asparagales; Orchidaceae. The annotation marks the transcript as partial. The record is from RefSeq and is a predicted model, not a curated record. The transcript is spliced from 5 exons.